UUGUCAGUCCUUCGUAUGGACCUCACGUUCGACGAGACUGAUAGUACCCGCCGGUAUUGGCAUCCGCAUAUAAGCCGUAUAACGUUUUUGGCGGCAUUCAUCAUCGUCGAUAACUACCAACGUCGAUCGCGCGCCAAUUACACCCCGUAGAUGAACUCGCGGCUGCGGCACGCGCCCCCGCGAUCAUCGUCUCGCGCGCCUCGUCACUCUGUCCACGAGCGGACGAGCGGCGUCGCGAGAUCCCUACGGACGGCGGACGAGAUGUGAAGACGUCGUCUUGGAAGCGAUGUGGCUUCCGUUGGUGCUGCUCGCCUUGAUGGCGAGCGGUUCCGCCUGUCCGGAUCUCUGCGAGUGUCAUCAGGAUGAUGCCGAGAAAAACGGCGGGUCGUUUUCUCCGCUGGACGUGACGUGUCGCGGCCGCGUACCCAGUCUAUCGGAGUUACCCGCGGUAGUGAGAAGUUUGUCGGUGAACAACGCCGAGGGACCGGACGUCGAUGCACUCCUGGAUGAGCUGGAAACCGCUGACUUGGCGAACGAUCUCGGGAUAAACAGCGUUAUGGAUAAUCUCAAGACGAACGACACGUCAUUGUCAGAGAAGCCGGCGAGCGCAACAGAGAUUUUACCGUAUCUGGUCGAGUUCGCGGUGACAAAUUGUUCGUUGGUGUCGUUGAACGCAUCGUGGCACGGUCUCGAGCGCUUGAGAUCGUUAAAUCUGUCGUGCAACAACUUGCCGCGAAUAAAGAGCGUGCUGGUGAUCCGCGCGAUGAAUCUGAGCGAGCUAGCGUGCCUAGAUUUGUCGGAUAACUCAUUAUCCGACAUCGGUGUCGAUUCCUUCAGGACGCUCGUCGGACUCGUCCGACUAAGUUUACGUAAGAAUGCGAUCGGCACGGUGGACGAGGGCGCGUUUCGCGGGCUCGAUCGACUGGAAUUUCUCGAUCUAUCGGACAACAGGUUGGCGGACUUGCCGGAUAGCGCGCUCACGCCGCUAUACUCCUUGCAGAAACUCGAUCUCAGUGGAAACCAGCUGCAAGUCUUGGGCGCCAGGUGGUUCGAGAGUCUCGACAGACUGAGGGAACUCGACGUUUCGCGAAAUGGAUUAGCCAGAGCGGCCUCCGGAACGCUGCAACCAUUACCGGGGCUAUCUGUUCUAAGACUCGCGGAAAAUCCACUAAAAGAGAGAGACGUGUCUCUAUUAUUGGGUACCGGAAGAAGAUUGGAAACGGUAGACGCGUCCCGCACUGGAUUAGCACGCGUCCCAGCGGCUUUGACGAGAUCGGUCAGGGCGCUCAGACUCGCUGGUAAUAGACUGACCACCAUUCGUGGCGGUGACUUGGACAGUUAUCCAUUGCUACGUAUGUUGGAUAUCGCUGAUAAUCGUCUGAUCGAUAUCGAGAACGAUGCCCUGGGACGACUGGAGGUUCUGGAAGAGCUUGAUCUAUCCGGAAAUGUACUUUCGAAGGUACCGGGUAGUUUGCCGAGCAGUCUGGUGGUGCUUAAGCUGCAGCGAAACGCGAUAACCGCAUUGAAGCUCGACGAUCUCAAUGGUCUGUACAAUCUGCGAUCGUUAAUGUUGAACGAUAAUGACAUCAGUGAGAUCGACGUAGGCGCCCUCGGUCAACUGCCUCUGCUCGCCGAGUUGAAUCUAUCCGAUAAUCCUAUUAGAGCGUUAUCAACUAAUACUCUAAGUGGACCGACUAAUCUGACCAAACUCCGAAUGUCAGGUCUAACGUCGCUACAACGACAUCAGGAAGAACAAAGCGAUAUGGCGUUCCCGGUGCCGACCCCGGAGCGUCUAGUAAUGUUGGAUGUAUCGCGCAGUCCGAUUCUCGCGGGUCAAUUACUGGCGGAUGAUGCCGCGCUGUCCGCCUGCAAGAGUCUGAUAGAGCUAAAUCUCUCGGCCACUAAUAUUACCACCAUCAGAUCCGACGUCGCGUAUAUAUUGCCGCAACUGCGCGUUCUUAGGCUCGGGAGGAACAAUUGGAACUGCACGGAGGAACUCUACUGGUUGGGCGAGUGGAUUAGGCAACAUCGGGAAUCGAAUCAACAGUACCAGCCAGCACGCUGCUCCAGCCCGCGGAAAUUGGCAGGAUUAUUUUUGCACCAAUUGCCACCGCCGCCAAAUUUCGUUUCCACAACCGCGGGAAUCGUUACGACGGCAGCAAGCACCUCGGUUACCCUAUCUGUCGUCGUCACGCUCGAACAUACGUCGAAUACUGAUCAGCCAAACGUCACGGUGUCUUCCAAUAUCGAAGAUGCGAAUUCCGACGGUAACGUCACGGAUCUUCCCACGCUAUCUUCCAUAAACGCGAAAACCGAAUCGAAAAUAGUACAUGUAGCUGACUCGGAUUUCGUCUCCAGUGCGGAAACCGGUAUCGGCACAGCGACAGCGGUACCAAAAAAAGCAUCGCGAGUCUACGAGGCACCGACGUCCUUCCGUAACGUAACGUCGUCAAUCUCGAUGCGAACGAGCAUCGGGGAACUGGAUCGAGAGGGCGAUAAAACAAAUCGUAUCUCGGUGGAUCAGAAUUUAAUCAAGCACGUCGUCGUUCCGACCUCUCGAGCAACGAGCGAUCCCAAGUUAUCCAUUAUGAGAAUGGAAGAUGUGGAGUCGCGUCCGCAAACUUCCGAUAACCGAGCCGAUAACGGUGAGGCGCGAAAAAAAGGAGGUGGGACGAGCAAACUUGCCGCGUCCGGGGUUGGCGAAAGCUUCUCGUCUACGAACGAGGGAAGGAAAACAAUCGAGAAGCACUCGGGCAGCAACACGACGAAGGCAAACGCGAUAUUGGACGAGCGCGACUCGAAGACGAUAGCGGAGGAGCUGAACGGUCGGGCGACCGAUUCCGGUGCCAGGCUGUCCGAGGCUUUGUCCGCCGGUGCUCAUCCCGGAAUGUUGGUAUUAGUCGGCGCGGCCCUCAGCGCUGUCGCGGCGCUGACUGUCGUACUCUCGCGAAGAGCAACGGUACAGCGAACGGACAGGUAUCAUCGUCACGAGAACAUCGAGGUGCACACUCUCACGCCCACCGCGGAGCUUUGGUGACCAGAGUCGGAGUACGUCUGUCUGUUCGAGAGGGACAGGCGGCUGGACAUCGAGAAUCGCGACCGGGAAACGUCGACGCCGCCUCAACAAUCGGCGAGCCCACGACUGAUCGACGUGUGUUUGAGGAAGAUCCUCAAGUAGCCCGCCCGGUAUCGGUGAUCGACAGUGUCCAUCCUAUUGUCUGCGACUAAGUGGACCUGUCGGAGAGAGGUAAACGAAGUGUUAAUCGGAAAGUUGGAAGGAUUCCUCCUGAACUGCGCGGAGACCAUACGCACGGAGAAAGGCGACUGUAAAUGUCGAACUGUUGGGAACUGAGAUACUCCGAGCUAAUCCGUGUCGCUUCGAAAACCGCUAAUAACGUCGUGCAUUAGAGACAAUCUCUCGCAAAGAAGAAAUUAUUCGGACGUGACUUAAAACUUUAACUUAAUCUAAAAACAAUGGGAUAAAGACGGACAGAGACGUCGUGAGACUAUCAUAACUACGAAAAAUCUGCAGUGCAGCAAUUAGAAACAUUAUGUUCACGUAAAUUCUAACAAAUUUCUAAGUCUAACAUAAACAAGUGUUACUUAUAAAAUCAAUCUCUGUAAUCAUGUAUCUGACUUAUCGAGUUCUUUGAAAAUCACACGUGGCUCAGUAUGUAAAGUCAUCCAGAUGUCGAUAUCGGUACGGUAUCUACCCGGAUGGAAAGAAUACCCGAGGAUGACACUGUUCAAACUCCAUCAAGGGCGAAGAUGCAGACGUCAAGUACUGUAACCAAGACGUUAAAAGCACGAGCGAGAGUCACCGCGUUAUUUCGUAUAAAUUCUGACGUCUACAAACACAACCGGCGCUGCGCAUGUCGUCAGUCGGGAAAUACCGGAUGCGUACUACGAACGAAAACUCGAGGAAAACUGCGAACGAAAAAUUCGCCACUAUUUCGACGCAUGUAUCGCGGUAGAUCGAGAUCGCGCAAAAUCUCGAUUUUCUUCGUAAUAAAUGGCAAUUGUAGGAGGAGAGGUACGAAUGAAAAAUUAAUACCGCGUUAUUCGCGCGCGCGCGCGUGAGAGAGAGAGAGAGAGAGAGAGAGAGAGAGAGAGAGAGAAGAGAGAGAAUUCUAAAUCCGUCGAAAUCCUCGGUGUUGGUGUCUUUGAUGUUUUCUGAUUCCGAUAUCGCGCAUAUGCAGUCACCGCAGACGUGUCAUAAUUGAGUGGCGAUAAUUACAAGCGAGCGGCGGGUUUAACGAAUUAGCCGAUUGGCAGAUAAAUUGGACAUAGUGACAAUAAUAAUGGUUACAUGCCGCGUUUUAAGAGUUUGACUCUUUGCGGUACGCUCAAUUCCUGAGAAGACUAUAUUGUGACUGAAAUGAAGUGCGAGUGUAAUAAAAGUAGGAAGAGAGCAUAAGGCUAGCGAAAGGUAGAAAAAACGUGGACGUGGUAGAGAAACAGGUAGGGCAAAAUGCAGAAUGUAGGGGAUGAAAAAUUCGCAGUGGCAAAUAGUAUGCUUGAAUGAUAAAACCAGACAGGAAGCCAGAGAGAGAGUGCUAGACGGAAGAAUUUUUAUCGAACAGCGUGUGCGUGUGCGAGAGAUCGAGAGAAUCGGGUGUAAGAGAAAAA
Molecule: messenger RNA, 4629 nt
Organism: Pogonomyrmex barbatus (red harvester ant)
Lineage: Eukaryota; Metazoa; Arthropoda; Insecta; Hymenoptera; Formicidae
Molecular function (GO): protein binding
Source: RefSeq, a predicted model, not a curated record